Drosophila pseudoobscura is the source of this 2186-nucleotide messenger RNA. RefSeq lists its product as uncharacterized. The record is from RefSeq and is a predicted model, not a curated record. Gene Ontology annotation, cellular component: mitochondrion; sarcoplasmic reticulum; apical plasma membrane. The coding region runs from base 622 to 1587 and encodes 321 amino acids. Lineage: Eukaryota; Metazoa; Arthropoda; Insecta; Diptera; Drosophilidae. The transcript is spliced from 5 exons. Gene Ontology annotation, biological process: regulation of actin filament polymerization; negative regulation of apoptotic process.
UUAUCUUAUAAACUUAACAUGUAGCACUUUGAAAACAAUAUACAAACUGAAAUCAAAAUUUAAGAAGUAAGUUUUUGCGUUAGCGGUGAUAAAAGUGCAGUUCAAAUUUGCGCGCCAAACAACUUGCAUUUCGAUUAAACAAAACGAUCAGGGUAGAAUUAUUAUAAAGGUGAGCGAGCGCUAUUAGCGGCAUUCAAGAAUACUGUUAAGUUCCUUGGUGAACGAGAGUUCAAAAACGUGAUCUGUAUAUAAAAACAUAUUAAUUUGGAUAUUUGGAGCGAGCUCCUUGAGUUAUUUUAGUUAAACCCGAAUGGACUGCCAAUAGCCAGGGCUGGAAACAAGUUUGGCCAUCGAAGAACGCUCUCGCCGCACCUUAGAAUAAUUCUACCAUGGAUCAGCUGUUUAUUCGGGAGUUCGGUGUCGUGUAAAAAUUUCUUGCAAAAAAUAUUCCUAGAUAAACAUUAAACAAUUAAUUGAACAAUUAAGCGACAUUUUCUGCAAUUGUGGCAUUCGGGUCGUUUUGGUUCUUUUAGUUUUCUUUAAACUGUUUGCUUUGAACUCUGUCAAGGACACUUGCGUUUUUGUUCUAUCAAUUUACCAGCGAAGAAGAACCAACUAGAAAUGGAUAUACUCAAGAAAAUGUUCAAAUCGCAGGAGGAAAAGAAGCAGGAGGGUGCCGAUAUAUCCGCAUCGAACAAGGAUGAGUUCCGGAAGCCGCAGUGGUUCGAGGAGGCCGAAACGGACGAUGAGCUCUUCGACGAUGAUCGCAAGUUCGCAUUCCAAGUGUUCACCAGUCCACUGGAGAUGCAGAAGCACUUUGAGCGGCAGAUGCAGCGUCUCCUCGAAUCGAUCGAUAACGAAGAUCAUGAGCAUGAUGAUAAUGAUGAUUUCUAUGAUGUCUUGAAGCCCGGUUUUGAAAGCUCGAUUCUCAAGAGAUUUGCUCGGCAGCAUGAUCAAUCUCUGGACACGGAUUUGGAUGGCGAGAUCUACGCCGAUCAGAUGCAGUCGCUCAUUCAACGUCUGAAUCCGAAGAAGGGACAGGAGCCGGCCGACGAAGCCGUUGGCAACAUUUUGCCCUCCAAUCAGAGUCGCCUUAUAAAGAGCCUGAAGAAGGCUAAGCUGACGGAUGAGGAGAUCAUCAUGGGUCGCAUACAUGGCACCAUCACAGCCGAUGGCGAAGAGGUGCCACAGGCUCGUCCAUCCCGUCCAUACGUCGGGAUGAAGCCGGAGAUCAUGACUCCGAUGACGCCUAUGUUGCCGCGCAGUGGAAUGACGCCAUUCGGCGGGGUAUUCGAGGGAAACUAUCAGGGUCCGAAGAUGUUUAGCCAGAGCGUGAUGACCCAGACGGUGCGCAAGCCGGAUGGCAGCUAUGAGACCACCAAGGUGGCCCAGGAUGCGACUGGGCACAAGACCACCACGGUGACUCGCAUGAAAGAUGGGCGCACGGAGACGGUGGUCACCCACGAUGGCAAGGCUGCCAAGGCCAAGCCGCAGAUGGGCUCUCUGGGCGAGCAGCAUGUGGCGUAUGCCGAUCGCAACCUGUUUGUGACAAAAGAAGGCUAUGCCAUGCCACGGAACCUCUGGUGACCAGUGGUGAACAACUAUUGCCCCAAUCAAGACAAGCGAUCUCUGCUGCAACGCCAGCAUCAGCAUCAGCAGCGUCAGCAGCAGCAGCAGCAACAGCAACAACAGUAUGCAGAUAAGCUAAAGCGAUUCGUCGGCAACAUAGUCCCACCACAUCCACACAACAUCCAAAUUAGAACCUACUAUAUUUUAGUUUACAUUCUCCUUAGUGUUUGGUGUUUUAGAUGAAACUCAGUUGAGACAACAGAUGACGACGAUUAUUGACCAUGAUUUUAUUAAGCAGCGACCGCACAGCGUCGUUGUGUAUUGUGAGCAUGCGCACCCCCAAUGCGCUCCACACACACACACUUUCAGUUCCCAGAACAGAACGUUCCCUGGGCUGGCAGGGGGAGUUUGCACCCCCACACGCGGCUGAGAGAAGGAAUGCAGUGCAGUGGAGCAGCAGCUCUCGAUGGGAGAGUAGCAGGAGCAGGAGCAGGAGCGGGUGCAGGUGCAGGCUCGUGUUGAACGGUGUGAACGUGAUUUUCAGUUUGACAAGUCCAGCCAGACUGAGGCCCGGUUCGGUCAGCGGGCUUCAGUCGCCCAAAAAAAAAAAAGAGAAA